UGCCCACUGCACAACCUCUUCCAUCUCUGUUUGCUUAAAGUGUACAAAGAUACAAAAAAAAAAAGGCUAAUAAAGUAAGUUUGAACAGCUAAAAUCUUUUUAACAUUUACUAAUGAUCUGGAGUACAAUAAAAGUAAAGUGGCGGAUAAAUCGGCAGAUGACUGCGCGUCACUUUAUGUAGAAGUGCUGCGAGCCCAGUGGCUUCCUGGCUGGAUCACCAGGUUCAUUGUGGGACAUUGUGUUACCCCAGCAAACAGCCAUGGAGCACAGGCGAACAGACAGUUAACUACCAGCUUACAUCUCUACUGGGCUGGCUGUGGUACAGGUACAGGUACAGGUGCCAUGGUGAUGCUGAAUCACUUGAGGCUAGAGGAUCCAGAUGAUGGCUCCCCACUGCUGCCUGAGGCUGUGGAGGCUGUAAUACCAACACCUGUCUUUCACAGGCAGCGAGUGGUCACAAAGACUGACUCCAGGGAACUUUUCCUCAGCAGGAGGGAGAACCUUGCCUUGAGUCUGGUGCUGCUGAUCGGAUGCUACUCAGCCAUUCUGAUUCCGGCAUAUAUCCCUUGGGAUCAGGGGGCAACAGUCAGCAAUGACCACCAACAUCCCAAAGAUCUGGUCUUACUAAAUCAGUCAGGCACCCUGCUGUCAGGCCCCUGUCAGCCUCGCUGGUGUCUGAACCACCUCAAGCCCCUGCCCCGUUCCGCAGGCCUCCUAGACAUCCCUGUGUUUGUGCAGCAGGACAGGCCUGUGCCCUUGGAUCUGUCCCCUCCUCUGGGGCUCCAGGGCAGUGAGGAGCACCUGGCCCUGGCUCUUGCCUCUCUGCCUGAGCCGGGGCUGCCUCCAUCACUGAGGAGAGAAGGCAGCUGCAGGCGAUGUAUGGUGGUGGGCAAUGGAGGGGUUCUUCAAGGGAGCCAUCUUGGAUCUCAUAUAGAUCAGUAUGACAUCAUUAUCAGGUUGAAUAAUGCUCCAGUGUCUGGCUUUGAGAGAGAUGCUGGUUCCCGCACCACCAUCCGCCUGAUUUACCCAGAGGGUGCACCUCGCUCUGCAAACGAGUACAAAAAGACCACCAUAGUUGCUCUGGUGGUCUUUAAGAGCCUGGACCUGGACUGGCUCAAUUCUGUCAUCACAAAACAGCCUCUGAGCUUCUGGUCCAAAAUGUGGUUCUGGAGGGAGGUGGUGGAUGAUAUUCCUCUAAGACCAGAGAACUUCAGGAUCCUCCACCCAGAGAUUAUUCACAAGACCGGACAAGUCUUACAGAAAUAUGCUCUGAAACAGGGAAAUAUGGUGCCAACACUAGGUGCCAGCGCUGUGGUGAUGGCUUUGCAGCUGUGUGACCAGGUGAGCCUGGCAGGGUUUGGGUACGACCUGCAGCACCCAGAGGCCAGGCUUCACUACUAUGAGACCAUACGCAUGGAUGCAAUGAAGGCUCAAGUGGUGCAUGAUGUCAAUGCUGAGAAGCUCUUCUUGAGGGACCUGGUGGCUGCAGGAGCUGUGACCGACCUCACAGGAGCUCUGAAGUCCUUCCAGUCCAUCAGUUUCUCUCUGGGAGAGACAGAGAGGGGGACAGAAAGACAGAGACAAAGAAAAGGACGGGGAGAGAAAGAAGAUAAAGACAUGAAAAAUAAGGGAUGCCAUUGUGGACUGUCUUGCAGGUGUGUGCGUGCGUACUAAAAGCUGAUUCAGAAACUUCUAAACUGAUUUAGUAUUGAAAAUGUAGCAAAUAAGUUCA
Xiphias gladius (swordfish) is the source of this 1732-nucleotide messenger RNA. RefSeq names its product ST3 beta-galactoside alpha-2,3-sialyltransferase 7 (gene st3gal7). The transcript is spliced from 10 exons. Bases 343 to 1674 code for a protein of 443 amino acids. The record is from RefSeq and is a predicted model, not a curated record. Gene Ontology annotation, molecular function: lactosylceramide alpha-2,3-sialyltransferase activity. NCBI's taxonomy places the organism in Eukaryota, Metazoa, Chordata, Actinopteri, Istiophoriformes, Xiphiidae.